AUGCCUCACCUAGUCGAAGCCGUCGGGAGGGCUUCGCCGAACCUUCCAAUCGACGCUCCGGCGGUGGUCGGAACCGCCGGUGAGACCGCAACGGCCCCGCCGUCCCCGCCGCAUUUCGCGGAUCUUUACACCUCCCCGCAAGCCUUCUCCGAGUCGCCGUCAAUGUCGGACUUUUCCCAAGACUCGCCCGCGCCAAACCUUCCCCGCGGCCCCCACAAGUCGGAGUUUCCACAGACCCCUCCCGCGAUGUGCUCAGACCCGGCGCGGUUAAGCCGCGGCGGACUGCGCCGACACCGCCGCGUCGCAUCGUCCCCGCAAUCCAGCCCGUCAGAGUUGGAAGGAAAUCUCGACGGCAACGCGGAGCGAGAAGGAACGCAGCGCAUCGUAACGCCCAAGAUCGAUGGUCGAAAUGCCGUGCGGUCCCGCCACAACCGCCGUUCCACCGUCGGCGGCGAGGCCGGCAGCGGAAGCACCGAGACGGGCAGCAGCGGGGGAAACGGCGGGCAUUGCGGCGACUUGUACGGCAGACAAGAGCUGGUACGCCUGGUCCCAGCGGGCCAAAUCACAGCCGUCUCGGGGUUUUCGCCCAAGUCUCCCUCGGUUUUGUCACUCUCGAGAAAGUCACCGCUGCCCAAGUCACCUUCGUCUCAGCCCUUGCCUCGGCCCGGGGCAUCGCCGCCGCGUCGCACUUCCUAUUCGAGCGACGCCAUCCCGCUACAACGCGGCGGCUGUAGCGCGGAAAUGCCGCUACAGCCGCCGGAGGGAGGACUACUCAGCGGAGUACCGCGCGGGUCGUCGUACGGGGCGUCGUGCGGGUCGUCGCCGGGGGCGAACAGCCCCGGCAUGAACAUCCAGCGGAGCCCCUUCAGCGCGGCUGGAUUCCGCUCGCCGCGCGAUGAUGACGCGACGGCGUGUGUGGCGGAGCUAUCUUCCACUCCCUGCGAGGGUGUCGCGCGGGCCCCUCCGCGAUCCCCGGCGGUCGGCAGGCUCGCGGCAGCUCGAGCGUGGAAUAAGAUGAUGGCGAUGCCGCCGUUGAGCACGGAGCUGUCACAACGCCGGCGGAGCUGCCAUCGCCUUCUCCGCGCGGCGUUUCUACUACUGCGGGUGUCGUUGGAAGGAAGCGCCAGCGCGGAGAUCAUCACGGCCGCGGAAGCCGCCACAACGGCGACGGCGGCGGCGGCGGCGGCGGCGGUGGCGGGAGCGGAGGCGAUCGCGAGCGCUGCGCCGGACAUUCCGCUGGACCUGCUGGAGUCCGCGCGGCGGCUGAUGGCGGAGUGCGAGGCGCGCGGAGUGCGCUGGGAGCUGCUGAACGCCGCGGGCGGCCUCAGCGGAAGCUCCGCGGAGGCGGAUCUCGCAGCUUUGUCCCCGAACCCCGGAGCGGAAGCUCCGCGGGCGGCUCUUCGCACUGCUCCCGCUCGCGCUAUUCCCGUCUCCCGCCUGCGCCGCGGACGCGUGUCCUCCUGCUCCUCUCUCCCCGUCUCCGCCGACCUAACUUCCGCGCUCCCCUCUUCUCCGCUUUCUACUUCCCCGCUUUCCCCGUCCCCGCUUUCUCCCCUUUCCGCCGCCUCUGCGCGUGUCCUCCCCGCGGCCUCCGCGAAACCCGCUCCCGCGGAAAGCCCGUCGUGGAGAGACCGUUCAGGUGCGCAAGGUAAGGAGCGUGCUCAAGAUUCGCUUGCCGUUGCCGCGCAGCGGCAGCAGCAGCAGCAGAAGCAGAAGCAGCAGCAGCAGCAACGGCAGCUUGUGGGGGCCUCUAAACGAGAUCGCGUGAAGCAGCUGCGCGUUUUGGGGAAGCACGGAAGCUUCGAGCAACUCUCGGGAUUCUUUUCCAAUGUGCUCUCCCUUUCCCGGGGCAGCAGCGGGGAUGGCUCCACCAAUAGCGGAUGCAGCAGCCCCUGCCCGAGCAAUCCGGGCAGCUUGCUGGAAAAAAUAUCUUGGGGGGGGAAAAGUGCCAAGCCCACGGAUUUCGUGCUCAGGAUGCCCUACGAGGAUAUCAAGGCUCGAUAUUCGCUAGGGAAGAAGGAGAUUGGUGAGGGCAGGUUCGGUUCCAUCCGAACCGAACCUGCCUAG
Molecule: messenger RNA, 2067 nt
Organism: Closterium sp. Naga37s-1
Lineage: Eukaryota; Viridiplantae; Streptophyta; Zygnematophyceae; Desmidiales; Closteriaceae
Source: the annotation of a GenBank genome assembly